This is a messenger RNA of Cladophialophora immunda, 1089 nucleotides long. RefSeq lists its product as uncharacterized. The transcript has 2 exons. The record is from RefSeq and is a predicted model, not a curated record. The coding region runs from base 190 to 678 and encodes 162 amino acids. Lineage: Eukaryota; Fungi; Ascomycota; Eurotiomycetes; Chaetothyriales; Herpotrichiellaceae.
CAAACCCCCCCCCCCUCCCCUGCAGAAUGCCGCAGGAGUCUCGACGGGUGUUAAUAAUCCAAUGCUCAGGAGACGAUCGUCAGCGCUACUCCUUGGCCCCCAACGACGAAAAAUGACUAAUUGCUUGGUCCACCUCAAGACAGCAGCCUUGCCUCAUUUUCUUUACAGGAUGGAUCCGUUGGACAAUCAAUGCUUGGUCGGGGGUUCACCACUUCGCAGGAAUGCCUUGGGACGAGAAAUGGGAGAGCAGCACGGGGGAUGGAAUGGUCAUGGUAUGGUAUGACAAAAGGGUUCCAAGUAACACAAAUGAUGCAACGCGCUUGCCUUGGGACCCUUUCUCUCUUCUUUAUCUUCUUUGAGGCCGCCUCUCCUCAACGGCCUCUCGCCUCUCGGCCUCCUAUGCUGCUGUCCUACAAUGCACACGUGCAAGGGGAUGAGGGCCGCGACGGAAGGGUAGAGAAAAAAAAAUUGAACCCCUGGUUACCGAACCUUUCUCGUGGCGGUGGGCUCCUCCAAGAGGACUCAAGGCUGUCUCUCCUCGCCGACGGCAAAGAACGAACUGAUGCAAAGAUAUCUGGGGAUCCCUGUGCCGUCGGCUUCGAGGGAUUUUGCCUAUCGAAUAUCCUUUCAAAAGUUGCCCCUCCCUCUCUCACACCAGCUAGCCGUGUGGGUGGAUGAGGCUGGACGCCCGAUCGAAACGAGCCACGUCAAAAGUCCCUUCUAUACCAAGCCCUCACCUGGCCCCUGUCCUGGCCUGUGUCGCCUUGCCUUGUCUUGCCUUACCGGGCCUGUUGUGCAACGUCGAAGGCGUGGCGUUAGAUCGACUGCCUGACCGGUGUGUCUGCCUAAACAACAUGACAUGCGAGGGGAAAAGAGCGGUGGAACUGGUUGGGAGGGACUGCUUGUGCGUUGUCACGGUGUAUUGAAUAAUUACAUUUUUCGGACCCAAAAAGACGGUUGCUGUUUGAUUCCCCCUGUUGUCUGACUCUACCGGACUUACAGAGAACGGACCUCUGGAGAUAGAAGGAGAGUGUAAAUAGCCACUAUAGACUCCGCCUUUCUCAGGCAGGCAGUGAAGAAUGAUAUGCU